Molecule: messenger RNA, 1385 nt
Organism: Ornithorhynchus anatinus (platypus)
Lineage: Eukaryota; Metazoa; Chordata; Mammalia; Monotremata; Ornithorhynchidae
Gene: ANKRD1
Product: ankyrin repeat domain 1
Exons: 9
Coding region: 314-1285 (323 amino acids)
Biological process (GO): regulation of transcription by RNA polymerase II
Cellular component (GO): nucleus
Molecular function (GO): RNA polymerase II-specific DNA-binding transcription factor binding
Source: RefSeq, a predicted model, not a curated record
GUCCUCCCCACCCCUCUGCUUCCCUGGCUGCCAGACACUUGGUCUGGAAUGAACAUAUUCACCUGCCUCUGACUUGGUCAAAGGUGGGGGCUGGAGGGGGUUACUUGGAUUCCCAGGUUGGAAGAUUAUCUCAUUCCGGUCUCUCCUAAAGAUAUAUAAGGUGAGGCGGUAGGGUGGGUCUCAGCAGAGCAGACCUGAGGAUCGGAGGAGGGGGACUCAUCCCGAAAGAGGACGGCACGGAGAGAGCUAUUGUGCGGAGCAGAAAUAGAGUUUCCCCCUUUUCAAGAGGGACGGCACGGAGGACAGAGACAAGAUGAUGCUGAGAGUGGAGGAACUGGUGACUGGGACAAAGAACGAUGGUAAAGAAACAAGAAAUUUCCUCCCAGAGGAUUUCAAAAAUGGAGACUACGAAUCUGCUAAAACCUUAGAGAAACAAGAGGAUCGGAAAACACUUCGGACACAUCACUUUCGGGCUCUGGAAAGUCAAACCGAGGAAACUGAGAAGCAGCGAGAGGCUGAGCUCAAGAAGAAAAAACUCGAGCAGCGAUCGAAGCUUGAAAGUUUAGAAGAUCUUGAAAAAAUCAUUCAGCUGAAGAAGAGGAAAAAAUGCAAGAAAGUUAAAGUCCCAGUUUUAAAGGACCCAGAACCCGAAAAGAUACCAGAAGCUGUGGACAUCCCUCUAUUUCUGAAGGCCGCCCUGGAGAACAGAUUGCCAGUAAUAGAAAAGUUCUUGUCAGACCAGAAGACUCCAGAUGUCUGCGAUGAGUACAAAAGGACGGCCCUUCACCGAGCGUGUUCAGAAGGACACUUGGCAAUUGUGGAAAAGCUGAUAGAAGCUGGAGCCCAGAUUGAAUUCAAAGAUAUGCUGGAGUCCACCGGCCUCCACUGGGCGAGCCGAGGAGGAAACCUGGACGUUCUGAAGUUCUUGCUGAACAAGGGAGCCAAAAUCAACACCCGAGAUAAGCUGCUCAGCACCCCUUUGCACGUGGCAGUGAGGACAGGGCGCUAUGAAUGUGCGGAACACCUCAUCGCCUGUGAAGCGGACCUCAACGCCAAAGACAGAGAAGGAGACACCCCUUUGCAUGACGCAGUGAGAUUGAAUCGUUAUAAAAUGAUCCGACUCCUUAUUCUUCACGGGGCCAACCUCACCAUCAAGAACUGCGAAGGAAAAACCCCAAUGGACCUCGUUCUCCAGUGGCAGAACGGCACGAAGGAGAUCUUCAGCAGCCUGAAGGAGGAAAGCUUCCACCCAUUCCCCCAGCCCUGCUCCACAGGAAGUACAUAAAGCCCCCAGAUCGCCACGAACUGCAGUCGUAAAGGCCGGGUUCCAGCUGCCUUCACUGAUAGGACUAAAAAGGGAAAAUUAUACAGAAAUUCAUUUGGAA